Molecule: messenger RNA, 955 nt
Organism: Physeter macrocephalus (sperm whale)
Lineage: Eukaryota; Metazoa; Chordata; Mammalia; Artiodactyla; Physeteridae
Gene: AIRIM
Product: AFG2 interacting ribosome maturation factor
Exons: 5
Coding region: 274-885 (203 amino acids)
Cellular component (GO): cytoplasm; nucleus
Source: RefSeq, a predicted model, not a curated record
GCAGAGAGACUCGGAGGCAGGCUGGGGCCCUUGGAAGGUCCUUAAACUUUGAUUGCUUUAGCUUUAAGUUUUCCCGCUGGUUUAGGGAAAGCGACCCGCAGCCUCAAGGAGAGGAGACAAGCUUCUGGCUCCGGACGCACGGAUAGGCCCGAGGAACCCGCAGUCUGAAACAGGAAACUGCCCGAACCCGGACGAGCCUCCUCCGAGGGAUAGUCAGGAAACGCUUCCCGAGGUGGGAAACAAGGGUCCUGCCUUCCGAGAUCCCCUCUAAAGAUGACUCAAGACCAGCCUUUGCUCGCGGUGCAGGAGGCCCUGAGGAAGUGCUUUCCCGUGGUGGAGGAGCAGCAGGGCCUGUGGCAGAGCGCUCUCAGGGACUGCCCGCCCCUCCUGGCCUCCCUCAGCAACCUGGCAGAGCAGCUGCAGGCCGCACAGAACCUGCGAUUUGAGGAUGUGCCGUCACUUCGGGCCUUCCCAGAUUUACAGGAGCGGCUGAGGCGCAAGCAGCUGGCGGCUGGUGACACUCUCCUGGACAGGCUAGGGGAGAGGCUAGCCGCCCUCCUUAAGGUGCGUGAUGUAGUCAGCAGCCACGUGGAACACGUGCUUCAGAUCUAUGAGCAGCAUGCAGACAUGAUCAGCCUCGAUGCUGUCCUGCAGGCUUCAGCUGCGAGCCCCUCUGUGGCUGAAAUGCUGGAGUGGUUACAGGAUAUCGAGAGACAUUAUCGAAGUUUGUACCUGAAGAGGAAGUAUCUUCUGUCCUCAAUCCAGUGGGGAGACUUGGGAAACAUCCAAGCUUUGCCCAAAGCCUGGGACCGAAUUUCGGAAGACGAACACCCAGACCUUGUACGAGAUAUCCUGUUGAAUGUUUCCUUCUUCCUGGAAGAGUGAAGAAGCCGUGUGUUUAUCGGGAGACUAGGGGGACGCAGUUGAAGACCGACAUGGCUGCGCUCUGAUAUAU